Meloidogyne enterolobii is the source of this 575-nucleotide messenger RNA. NCBI's taxonomy places the organism in Eukaryota, Metazoa, Nematoda, Chromadorea, Rhabditida, Meloidogynidae. The record is from the annotation of a GenBank genome assembly.
UCAAUUUAAAUAUUUUCUUGAUGUAUUUUGUAAUUCCAUCCAUUUUAUUUUUCUCAUUGUUCUUUUACUCAUCAACAGAUGAUUACGAAAAGCAUAAUACUCCUCCAACCCCUUCCCCAACUUGCCCACCAGACGGUACACCAUUUGUAUAUAGGAAUUUGAAAUAUGAAAGAGUUUCUUUUGGUGAUUGUUAUGGUAUUGGCUUUCUUCCUCCAAAGCAUAUUGAAAUCGAAAUUGAAAAGCACAACAAGUAUUUUUUAAUUGCUCUGUUUGGUUCGAACGAGUGGGGGUCUGAAGAGGGAUACUUUUAUCUUCAAUUCAGCACAUUGGAAUACAUCUAUGUCACACCAGGAUUCGAUGUUAUUGAAUUUAAAACCGACAACAAUUUUAAACUUGAUUUCUUUGCAUUGCAAAAUAAUACGAUUAAGGUUGUAAUUUCAAAUCCCUACGGAAAAAAUUAUGAGUACAUGCAUCAUGCUGAAAAAGAUCUUCGAAAUUUAUCAGCAGUUCUUUAUGGAGGUGAUCAUGUAUUGAAAAAAGUUACUUUGCUUAAAGACGGCUAUGACUUCGAAUGA